CCAAACCCUCUUUUUUCCCAAUUCUUUAUUUGGGUGCUUUUUAGAUUCUCCUACGCGCUGUUGCGGUGCAUAUAUGCAUCAUCUCUAAGGCCAAAACCCAAAAGCACAGAGACCCAUCAUCACAGGCGUUUUUCCUAAGCUGAUUCUUUCCCUUUAUACCUCUGUUUUCAAGCAGAGAGAUUCAGGGUUCUGUGACCUAUACAAAUAUAUAUAUUAAUAGACGUGGUGAGAGGAGAUGGCUGGAGAGGGUGAGGCGGCUGCGGCGGUGAGCGGUGGUGAAUUGCCGGUUAAGAGGCAGAGAGAGGACGGACAGAACGGUGAAUCUGUGUCGGUUGAGAUGGAGGAUGCCAACAACAACAACAACAACGCCGCCGCCGGUGACAAAGAGGAGCAGUGUUUCUCCUCUGUUAUCCCUGGCUGGUUCUCUGAGAUUAGCCCAAUGUGGCCUGGAGAGGCACACUCGUUAAAGGUGGAAAAGGUAUUGUUUAAGGGGAAGUCAGAUUACCAGGAUGUCAUGGUGUUUCAGUCUUCUACUUAUGGUAAGGUGCUUGUUUUGGAUGGUGUGAUUCAAAUCACAGAGAGAGACGAAUGCGCUUACCAAGAAAUGAUUACUCAUCUCCCGCUUUGUUCAAUUCAGAAUCCCAAGAAGGUAUUGGUUAUUGGAGGAGGGGAUGGUGGUGUCUUGCGUGAAGUGGCUCGCCAUGCUUCUGUUGAUCAGAUAGACAUCUGUGAGAUUGAUAAGAUGGUGGUCGAUGUUGCCAAACAAUUUUUCCCUGAUGUAGCUGUCGGGUAUGAGGAUCCCCGUGUAACUCUCCACAUAGGCGAUGGGGUUGCGUUCCUGAAGAAUGUUGCUGAAGGAACUUAUGAUGCUGUUAUUGUGGAUUCAUCUGACCCCAUAGGUCCUGCACAAGAGUUGUUUGAAAAGCCUUUCUUUCAAACGGUGGCAAGGGCUCUUCGCCCCGGGGGGGUUGUGUGUACACAGGCCGAGAGCAUAUGGCUUCACAUGCACAUCAUUGAAAAUAUCGUGGCAAACUGUCGCCAAAUUUUCAAAGGCUCUGUCAACUAUGCGUGGACUACGGUUCCUACAUACCCAAGUGGGGUUAUCGGUUUCAUGCUUUGCUCUACUGAGGGGCCAGCGGUUGAUUUCAAGCACCCGAUCAACCCGAUAGAUGAAGUUAAUGAUGCUAACUCAAAAUUGCCCCUAAAGUUCUACAACUCCGAGAUUCAUUCUGCGGCCUUCUGUUUGCCAUCAUUCGCGAAGAGGGUGAUCGAAUCAAAGGCGGAAUGAAAUGGGAGAGAUGAUGAAAUGUGUUUUUUAGGGGUUUUGAGUUGAUGCUUUAAGUAGGCAAACUCUUUUGAGUUGCAAGAAGAGUUUGUAUCCAUAUUCAUUUCGUGGAUUGGUUAAAGACUUUGAAAUAUGGGUCAAGUGUCAAACUUACAAGUAGUUUUAUUAUUACAUAAAAAAUAUUACAUUGAUGCUUUAUUAUGGGCAUAGUCAAUUUGAUUUGAUUUAUUACAACAUAUCUACCAUCAAUAAAAAUUCUUCGCAAUUCUGUGUCCAA
Molecule: messenger RNA, 1562 nt
Organism: Ipomoea triloba (trilobed morning glory)
Lineage: Eukaryota; Viridiplantae; Streptophyta; Magnoliopsida; Solanales; Convolvulaceae
Product: spermidine synthase 1
Exons: 9
Coding region: 236-1288 (350 amino acids)
Biological process (GO): spermidine biosynthetic process
Cellular component (GO): cytosol
Molecular function (GO): spermidine synthase activity
Source: RefSeq, a predicted model, not a curated record